This is a messenger RNA of Puccinia triticina, 417 nucleotides long. RefSeq lists its product as uncharacterized. The transcript has 2 exons. The record is from RefSeq and is a predicted model, not a curated record. Bases 1 to 417 code for a protein of 138 amino acids. Lineage: Eukaryota; Fungi; Basidiomycota; Pucciniomycetes; Pucciniales; Pucciniaceae.
AUGGAAAAUGUAAAUGAGUGGUAUCGAAUGGCUGAGUUCAGAGUUACUGGAAAGUCUCUCUUUGUCAACGCAGAGGAAGUUGUGAGUUGUUUAAACUUGCAGCACAAUUGCCACAAUGGCAACUGUAAGCUUACAAAGACGCGAAAGCUGAGGAUUGAGAGGAACGAUAGCGAGGUUAUGGCGCUUGAGAUCACCCACAACAAUGAAAAGCAAUUCAUCUUGAACUCCUGUUCUUUACAUUCUGUCGACUCGCAUCAAAGCACAUCCGGCCUGGUUUUUAAGAGGAUCGAACCACUUCAAUGGAUAGAUACUUUGCACGAGGGCUUGAAUAAAUGGAAGGCUAAUAAAAAGAAGGGCAAGACAGUAAUUCCCUCCAGACCUUCAACCUCUCGUGUUGAUCCUAGUUUUCUUAUUUAG